ACCAAGGGCUUUCCAGCCCCCACGCAGGGUUGAAGACGAGUUCCCACGCAUCGUGGACGUGGAGAUCCGCUGUGCCUCGAGCAACAGACUACUCCUCCAACCUUGGCAAAGAGAGAGAGGGAGAGAAAAUAAAACGCGUUUUGGUGACAGGCACCAUGCGCAAUGACUGACUCAGUGGUCGGAUCCAAGCGCAGCACAGAUAUUUAGUCCGCAUCAUUCCCUGACAGCAGCCCGAGAAAGAGGGGAGGAGAUAGAGAGGGAGCGAGCGGCAGGGCUGGAUUCUCAGAGUGUGAUAGUGCAGCAUGACGGACACGGUGAUGAGCAGCAGCUCAGAUCGCUGGAUGUCCAACGACCGGCAGAGGAACAUGCAUUCUAGUGAGAAAGAGCAGGGCAACUGGACCACGCAGCCAGGCCCAGGUUCCGGUCCAGACCUGACUGACGAAGAGAAAGAGAUCAUAAACAGCGUGAUCGCCCGUGCUGAGAAAAUGGAGGCCAUGGAGCAGGAGAGAAUUGGGCGCUUGAUAAACCGUCUGGACGACAUGAAGAAGACAGUGUGUGGGGACGGAUUAUCUCGCUGUUUGGUGUGUGGGGAGCAGCUGGGCUCACCUGGGGUCAGCUCAGUAGUGUGUGAGGACUGCAAAAAGAGCAUGUGUACCAAGUGUGGUACACAGUGUAGCAGUCGGCCACGCGCUGUGUGGCUCUGCAAGAUCUGCAGAGAACAGCGAGAGGUGUGGAAGAGGUCUGGAGCCUGGUUCUUCAAAGGUUUUCCGAAGCAUUUCCUGCCAUCACCCAUGCCACUAUCUAAAGCAAGAGAGGCCGGAGACCAGGAUGCAGCAGAGCCCCAGGGGCCACCAGCUCCUGGGCCAAGGGACGCAGGGACCCAACCAAAACCUGCAGGCCCAGACUCCCAGGGCCGUGCUGGUUACCCACCUGUGGCCCCUAAACCAUCAGUGCACAUGGCUACAGGCGGGGCUGGCCCUCAAGAGGCGGGGCAGGGCAGCCCAGUGGUGAUGAAGAAGAUGGUUCCAGUUCAGAGCUCCAGACCACAGCCUGUGGCUCAGCAGGGUCCAGUGGCUGGAGAUGGAGGUGCGUUCUCCACCCAUGCAGCUCCUCCAGACCAGAGAGCACCACCUGCAGCAAGAGAGGAGAGGAGGCAGCCCGCUGCCUACGGUUCCGCUGCCGUCCGACAGCAACCUCCCCCAGCUGAAGAGGAGGAGGAGGCCAACGACUAUGACUCCGAUGAAGCCACCACUCUGGGCUCUCUAGAGUUCAGUCUGCUCUAUGAACAGGAAAGCAACAGCCUCCACUGUAGCAUCCUCAAAGCAAAGGGACUGAAGCCCAUGGAUUCAAAUGGACUGGCAGAUCCUUAUAUCAAGCUUCAUCUGCUGCCAGGGGCUAGUAAGUCUAACAAGCUGCGCACAAAGACCUUGAGGAACACCCGCAACCCUGCGUGGAAUGAGACGCUCACCUACCACGGCCUGACAGAUGAGGACAUGCAGCGUAAGACCCUCAGGCUCUCUGUCUGUGAUGAAGACAAGUUCGGGCAUAAUGAGUUUAUCGGGGAAACCCGCGUGGCGCUGAAGAAACUCAAGAUGAACCAGAAGAAAAACUUUAACGUGUGCUUGGAGAGAGUUGUGCCCACGAAGAAAACUGCAGCAGCCGGGGGAGCCAGAGGCAUCGCUCUCUACGAAGAUGAGCCGGGGAAAGAUGGCGGAGAGGUUGAGGAGCGUGGUCGGAUUCUGAUCUCCCUCAUGUACAGCACCCAGCUGAACCGUCUGCUUGUGGGUGUUGUGCGCUGCGUUCACCUGGCUGCCAUGGAUGCCAAUGGCUACUCUGACCCUUAUGUCAAAAUAUGUCUGAAGCCUGACAUGGGGAAGAAGGGCAAGUGCAAAACACAAAUCAAAAAGAGGACCUUGAACCCAGAGUUUAAUGAGGAAUUCAGCUAUGAUAUCAAACACAGCGAACUGGCGAAGAAGUCUUUAGACGUCUCUGUGUGGGACUAUGAUAUCGGAAAGUCCAACGACUACAUCGGCGGAUGUCAGCUGGGCAUCACUGCCAAAGGAGAGAGGCUGAAGCACUGGUAUGAGUGUUUGAAGAACAAGGACAAGAAGAUUGAGCGCUGGCACACCUUGUAUAACGAGAAUCACGUCGCUAGCGAUUAACCACCUGCCCACCCAUCCAACUACAGCAUGAGCUAAAACUUAUCCUCCCCACUUGGUUUGUGUUCAUCUCCUGAAGCACUUUUUCUCCCAUUUUGUUGCGUUUAUCUAUUUGUUCUCUGCCUGAUCAUCAUACAGGAACUGCUCGCACCCAUCCUCUUCCCCCGAUGUAGUGUACUCUUCUUCCCUGUCCUCUUAUUAACAAUUACCCUUCCUGUGCUGAUCCAUUAUCUGCCUCUCGGACAAAUCGUGGCAUCAGUGAAUUAGAACUUUCAUUCAUGUAGGUGAGACGUCCGUCACUGAGCAGCUGCGUAAAGACCACCAUGCCUGUCGGUGAUGUUAUAUAGUGUGCUGAACUUGAAAUAUUCUUUGCUAAAGGAAUAAGAGUUUGAAUUGCAAUGGCACAGAACAAAGAAAAGCAAUAUGUUUUGCUGUCAAAAAACAAUUUUCAGGCUCAAAAAAUGCCUCAAUUGAGCAUCGCGGCUGAAAUUCAUUCGACAGUCAGGGUAUUAUUUUGAAUCUUUCACGUGAUUUCAUUCUGCUUAGUGUAAAAUGUGAACUGUGUCAGCAUGCCAAGCCACAGACAUAAGCAAACACGCAGCUGCACCUUAAAAUAUUUCAACUGUG
Scophthalmus maximus (turbot) is the source of this 2786-nucleotide messenger RNA. RefSeq names its product rabphilin 3A homolog (mouse), b (gene rph3ab). Gene Ontology annotation, molecular function: small GTPase binding. Bases 303 to 2162 code for a protein of 619 amino acids. Gene Ontology annotation, biological process: intracellular protein transport. The transcript has 18 exons. NCBI's taxonomy places the organism in Eukaryota, Metazoa, Chordata, Actinopteri, Pleuronectiformes, Scophthalmidae. Gene Ontology annotation, cellular component: membrane. The record is from RefSeq and is a predicted model, not a curated record.